Molecule: messenger RNA, 2094 nt
Organism: Neolamprologus brichardi
Lineage: Eukaryota; Metazoa; Chordata; Actinopteri; Cichliformes; Cichlidae
Source: RefSeq, a predicted model, not a curated record
UUUAUUUUGUAGGCUAAGUGUCUGUGAGUUGUCAAAGACAGGCUGUGAAGCUCUGAAUUCAGUACUCAGCUUAAAGUCCUCUAGUCUGAGAGAGCUGGACCUAAGUAUCAACAGCUUGGAUGAUUCAGGUGUGAAGCUUCUGUCCGCAGCCUUGAGGAGUACAAGUUGUAAACUGAAUACUCUGAGACUGAGUCUCAGUAACCUGUCAGAGAGCAGCUCUGAAACUCUUUCUGCUGGACUACAGAAUCUAAACUGCAAGCUGAUUACUCUGAGCCUGAUGGGCUGUAAGUUCUCAAAGGGAAGCUGUGAAGCUCUGUCCUCAGUUCUCAGCUCCCAGUCCUCUAGUCUCAGAGAGCUGGACCUUAGUAAUUCUGAACUGCAGGAUUCAGGAAUGAAGAUUCUGUCUGAAGGAAUAAAGACUUCACAGUGUACACUGGAAACACUCAGACUGAGUAGCUGUUUCCUGUCAGAGGGAAGUUGUGAAGCUCUGUCCUCAGCUCUCAGCUCUCAGUCCUCGAGUCUGAAAGAGCUAAACCUGAGUAACAAUAACCUCCAGGAUUUGGGUGUGAAGCUUCUGUCUGCUGCACUGCAGAGUCCACAAUGUAACCUUGAAAAACUCAGUCUGUCAGGCUGUCUAAUAAAAGAGGAAGGCUGUACCUUUCUGGUCUCAGCUCUGAUCGCCAACCCCUCCCAUCUAAGAGAGCUGGACCUGAGCUACAAUCAUUCGGGAGUGUCUGGAAUGAAGCUGCUGUCGUAUAGACAACAGGAAUUACCUUCUCUGGACACUCUCAGGGUGGAGCCUGCUGGAGACCAAUGGUUGACACCAGGUCUGAGGAAGUAUUCCUGUCAACUCACAAUCGACACAAACACAGUUCACAGAUGGCUCAAACUGUCUGACGACGACACGAAGGUGACACGUGUGUGGAAGACUUUUUCAUAUCCUGAUCAUCCAGACAGAUUUAAUUGGCAUCCACAGCUGCUGUGUGAAAAUAGUCUAACUGGUCGCUGUUACUGGGAGGUCGAGUGGAGCAGAUGGGUUCAUAUAUCAGUGAGUUACAGAAGAAUAAUAAGGAAAGGAAAGGGUAUUGACUCUGUGCUUGGAUACAAUGCUCAUUCCUGGAGUCUGAGGUGCUCAGCUUUUGGUCCUCAUUCUGUCUGUCAUAAUAACAGACAAACAACCAUCUCCUCCUCCUCCUCUGCCUCUAACAGAGCAGCAGUGUAUGUGGACUGUCCUGCUGGCACUCUGUCCUUCUACAGAGUCUCCUCUGACACUCUGAUCCACCUCCACACCUUCAACACCACAUUCACUGAACCUCUUUAUCCUGGAUUUGCAUUUGGCUAUGAUUCCUCAGUGUCCCUGUGCUGAGUGGGGUGUAAAGAGUGUCCUCCUGUUAGAGAAACACUCUGACUGUUGAACAGAUAGUUCAGUCUGUACAUGUCUGUCUCUUUCACUCAGAAACAUGUUUUCAGAUUCAUGGAUUCAAUCAGUUUUAAACUUUUCUAAAUGAUUCCUUGUGAACUUCUUCCUCUUCGUUCCUUUAAAGAUGGAAGCUCCCAUUAUUCCAGGAUCCACAUGUUGUUUUUCUGUCUUUUUCCACUCAAAGCUUCACAGUGAAUCUCAGUAUGUUGUGUUUCUCUGAAGCUCAGUUCACAACCAGCUCCUCUGCAUUUUCAACAAGUCUGAGCUCAUUAAAAUGAAUCCAAAUGUUGGAUGCUUCAAAACUCUCCACAUGAUCUUACUGUUUCACUCAUUGUUGGAAGCUCAUGUGAAAAUGUUUCAGCCAUAGAAGCUGAAAAUAUUGGCUCAAUAGUUUUGAAUGCAGUUCUAAUCGGAAUAUGAUUGUAUUGAGGGAUCAUAAUGCAUGUGGCUUAUCUAAUAAACAGCAGACGCUGCAUUGAUUAUUUUAAACUAGUCUUGUGUUUUUCCGACAUUUUCAACAGUAAUAUUUUGCAGUAUAUUGGUUACAUUUUUGUUUGAAUGUCCUUAGAAAUGUAUAAACAUUACUAUAUAUCAUUGCAUAUGUUCUGUAUCACAUUGUUUGGUUAAUGAAUCAUUUAUUUUCUUUGUGUUUGUCAUUUUUGAUAUGAAAUAAA